Nasonia vitripennis (jewel wasp) is the source of this 2372-nucleotide messenger RNA. Its product is annotated as beta-hexosaminidase subunit beta-like. The transcript is spliced from 6 exons. Lineage: Eukaryota; Metazoa; Arthropoda; Insecta; Hymenoptera; Pteromalidae. The record is from RefSeq and is a predicted model, not a curated record. Bases 679 to 2307 code for a protein of 542 amino acids. Gene Ontology annotation, molecular function: beta-N-acetylhexosaminidase activity. Gene Ontology annotation, biological process: glycosaminoglycan metabolic process; carbohydrate metabolic process; ganglioside catabolic process. Gene Ontology annotation, cellular component: membrane.
AGUUCGUUCUCUCCGUGUAUUAAUACAAAACUUAUUUAUUUAUUAUGACCAAUAGAAAUAAAUUCAUCAAUGUAUAAUUAAUAAUUAUACAGUGUUUUCACAAAUAUAUAAUUAAUAAUUAUGCAACGUUUUCUAUCGAUAGAAAUGUUUGUUGAUAAUGUCACAAAUAAAACACACCGUAAUGAAAAAUCGUUUGUGAUAACGUGAUAAGCUUGAUUGUAAACAAGUUGAUUGGCAAUGCUUUAUCUGGACCUAAAGUAAAUUGUUUUUGAAUAUCCACGAAAGUGAAUGUAACUGUCAAUAUCUGUAACUAUAUUUGUUUUUUAAUUUUCUAAACAGAACAAAAUAUACAAAUAUAACUCAAUUAAGCGAUAAUGGUGGAAGUAAUUUACUAUAUGUUAAAAUCUUGAGCCUGAGUUCCCAGUGAUCUUUUACAUCACAUAUUUUUCUUAUAAAUGAUAAUCUAGCGAUUUUAAUCUUAAAAUGUAGCCCAGAUGAAGUAUCAAGUGUUCUUCUUAUCUCUUCCAACGUAGCUUAUUUUGCAGUCUUAUAAUCAGAUUAUAAAUCCACUGCUCUUCCAGAGUAUAGGGCUUAGGCUCAUUAAAUUUUGUUUGACGGCAAGUAUCACUAGUUUAAUUUUGGAUUUAAAUCGACCAUACGAAUAAAAUUGUUUGCACAAUGCCUGGAGGCGGAAUCCUUGUUCUUGGGUUGCUUGCAUUACUUUCAACAACUCAAGUAACAGAAGCCUGGCACGAUGGAUCUGGACCAUGGGUCAUUGCUACUCAAGGAGAACCAUGGCCACUACCCAACCAGCGAGAAGUCAAUAACGUAAACUACCGCCUAGAACCAUCUUCCUUCAAUUUUCAGAUUGCUGGACAGACAUGCGACAUUCUUGUGGAUACCGUCAAGAGAUAUAAAGAUAUCCUUGUAAAGGAAUUUGAAGUGGCGCAAAAGCUUGCAUCGCAUAAACCUGACAAUGAGAAUACUAUUUACGAAGGAUUACUUUUGGGAUUGGAAAUACACUUGAAGCAGCCUUGUGAGAUGUAUCCACGUUUAUCAUCAAAUGAAACAUACACAUUAAGCGUACCUGGCAAAACUAACAAAAAAAUCGCGAUUUUGUCGGCCGAUUCCAUUUGGGGUAUCCUAAGAGGACUUGAAACUUUUUCGCAACUUGUUACUCAUUCCGAAAAUGAACCUGGACUCAUCAUGAAAGGACAAACAAUUGUCGACAGCCCUAGGUUACCGCACAGAGGUCUUCUCAUCGAUACUUCAAGACAUUACCUUCCAAUCGCAGAUAUUAAGCUUAUACUGGAUGCUAUGUCCUAUAACAAAUUGAACGUUCUUCAUUGGCAUAUCGUUGAUGACAAUAGUUUUCCUUACGAAAGUACUGUAUAUCCUGAACUUUCAGCCAAAGGCGCUUACCACCCUUCAAUGAUUUACACAGUCGAUGAUAUAACUGCUGUUAUUGAAUAUGCACGUUUUCGAGGAAUCCGCGUACUGCCGGAAUUCGACACACCUGGUCAUACUCAAUCUUGGGGCUUGUCUCAUCCAGAAUUUUUAACCCCAUGUUAUGAUGAGACGGGAAAACCUACUGGCAAAUUGGGCCCGAUGAAUCCAACCAAGCAACCACUCUACGGCUUCCUAAAAACGCUGUUUGGCGAAGUAACAGCAAGAUUCCCAGACAACUACAUUCAUCUCGGAGGUGACGAGGUACCGUACGACUGCUGGAAGAGUAAUCCCGAGAUAAAUAGGUUCAUGCAGAAAAAUAACAUUAGCACGAAGUACGCAAAACUUGAGGAGCUAUACAUCCAGCGCGUACUCGACAUUGUGGAUGAGUUGAAGGUCAAACCAAUCGUUUGGCAAGAGGUUUUCAACAACGGAGUAAAGAUGCACGAAGGCACAGCAGUUCAAGUCUGGACUGGCGCCUAUAAAGCUGAAAUGGCUGAUGUGACGGCCGCUGGACAUCCAGCUCUACUCUCUGCAUGCUGGUACCUCAGUGAAAUCACAUCAGGUGGUGACUGGCUAAAAUUUUACCGCUGUGAUCCUUUAAGUUUUAAAACAACCUCAUCUGAACAAUUGAAGCUCGUUCUGGGCGGAGAAGCUUGCAUGUGGGGCGAAUACGUUAACAAGAACAAUGUGCACCCUAGAAUAUGGCCACGAGCCUCCGCUACUGCCGAAAGACUCUGGAGUAACACUCGUCAAGACGACGAGACUGCUGCUCAACGGUUAGAGGAGCACGCAUGCCGUAUGAAUAGACGAAAUAUACCCGCUCAGCCACCUAACGGAUCCGGAUUUUGUAUUUCGUAGCUAUAAGAAAAUACAUGUUCUUUUAUUUUUAAUAAAUGAAACGUUUAUUAUUCAGACGCAAAUAA